This is a messenger RNA of Menidia menidia (Atlantic silverside), 5172 nucleotides long. Lineage: Eukaryota; Metazoa; Chordata; Actinopteri; Atheriniformes; Atherinopsidae. The record is from the annotation of a GenBank genome assembly.
AUGUACCCCUCCACCUCCCCCAUGUGCCUCCCCCUUCCCUCCUCAAGAGCCCCUCCCCCCCCUUCGGGCGAGGGCUGCUCAGUGCACUUCAAAGGGGAGACGAAAGAGCGGGACAACAUGAGGGAGACAGGGCCAACAAGGCUAGGCAGAGCAACUGUAAACACUCCUUCCUUGUGUUUCAGUGCAUUCGGUGAUGAGAUGAUCGAGUGUCGCUCGUAUUGUGGAGGCCGGUUUCAGCUCAUUGUCCUCGUCGAAAAGUAUGAUGAGCAAUGUGGAGGCCGGGAUUGCAGUCGAGGAUGCAAGUGCUUUCCAGAGAAAGGCGGCAGGCUACCGUGUCAGCUUGUUUGUGUCAGACUGAAUAACAUCCACUUGCACGAGAUAGUCGGUGGAAGGAGCACUGGGGACCCCGAGACAGGCACGGCUGAUGACUGUGAUCUUCGUCUCGCUGUCUUCCCUGCUUCCUUAUCGUCCAGCGCAUCUCAAGCUCACAUGUGUGCGCCGGUCGCAGCUAAGGCGAAGGCCUCCGUCGACGAGGAGCCAUCACUGCAACAGGAUGAGUCAGAGGUGCAGAGGAGGGGUGGGAAUCUGUCUGAGGGAGCAUGCAGGCCAGAAAAACACAGUCUGUGGAAGGAAGAAAAGACCGGAGCCGCUGGGAACGCCUCCGUGCGCGCCCCGGGGCCGAGCCGGCUGGAAUCCGAGCUGCAGCCCCAACUCCAGACUGUGAAAGAAAUGCUUCGUAGGUCCACUGGAGCAGGGGGUCGUCCAGGGCCUCUCGGACCAGUGGGCCCAAGCGGGCCGGAAGGAUCACGGGGUGGCCCAGGGCCUGUAGGGCCUAAAGGAGAGAAGGGCCACCUGGGAGUCAGAGGACAACCUGGACUCAAAGGAGACAAAGGCCACCCUGGUCAGAUGGGUAACAGAGGACAUCCUGGACUUGACGGCUGCAACGGGACAAAAGGGGAUUCCGGACUGCCCGGCUACGGGACAGGAGAACCGGGGCCUCCCAGGUCCUUAUGGUCCAACCGGCUUCCCAGGGAGCCCCUGGCCCACCUGGCCUUCCAGGAGAGAUGUGCUGGUGUAAACAGCUCUCUCUGUCACGGUUACGGCAUCCAGGGCGACGUGGGCUCGCCCGGUGAACCCGGCCAGCCAAUGAUCAAUGGGGUUGUGGAGUUUUUGGGUUUUCCCAAAGGAGACAAAGGAACACAGGGACCUUUUGGCUAUCGUGGUGAAGUUGGCGAGAAGGGCAUUAUUGGAUUCCCCGGAGAAAGAGAUUUCCCGGCGAUCUUGGUCUCAAUGGUCGCCCUGGACCUCCUGGCGACCGUGGACCUACAGGAUUUCCAGGAGCUCCAGGCCAACCAGGAACUGGUGGUUUUGGGACAGGUCUUCCAGGAGGCCCCGGUUAUCCUGGGACCAGAGGACCAAAAGGAGAACAGGGCACCCCGGGCACACCAGGUUAUGGCAUCGAUGGACGCCCAGGUUACCCAGGACCCCCUGGCCCCCCUGGUCCUGCUGGACCUCAGGGCGCUUCUGGUGGUCCUGGUCCAGGUCCCAACAGAAUCCCUGGAAGACCCGGGCUUCCUGGAGCCAGAGGACCACCGGGUACCAGAGGAUUCAAAGGCUUUAGAGGGGCCUCCCGGACUAAACGGCAACCCUGGCCCUUUUGGACGGAAGGGUGAGCUUGGCGAUCCUGGUGUGCCUGGCGCGCGAGGCUUCCCGGGACCUGAUGGUGUCCCUGGCGAGCAGGGUUAUUAUGGCCGUAAGGGAGAGAAGGGGUCGUCCAUCUACUCUGGCACAGUUUCCGGGCAGAAAGGAGAGCUCGGGAAUACUGGACCCAGAGGACCUACAGGUGAGACAGGAAAACCUGGCAGAGACGGAAGGCCUGGCCGCCCUGGACUCCCAGGACCCCCAGGCGAUGGGGGCUAUGGCGUAGUGGGAGAAAAAGGAUUCCCGGGAUUUCCCGGGUCCAAAGGCCGUCCUGGCGGCCCUGGCGAGCCUGGCAUUGGCAUCGUGGGAACCCCUGGCUUUCGUGGUGAGCCCGGUGAUCCUGGCCUACCUGGUUUGCCUGGGGAGCCUGGUCUACCUGGCGAAAAAGGCCAACUGCUACCCUGCAUCAUUCCUGGUGAGGCUGGAGACCCCGGUGUGCCCGGUUUACCUGGACGAUCAGGCGGCAUAGGUCGGCCCGGCUCCCCGGGAGAACCUGGACGUCCAGGGUUCAACGGAGGCAAAGGCGAGAGGGGGGACCCCGGCUUCGGAGGCAUACCCGGACCACAGGGUUUUACUGGAAUGAGAGGGGACCCUGGAUUUCCGGGCGCCCCCGGACGGAGUUUUGACGGAGUCAGGGGUAAAGACGGUGCCCCGGGGCGCCCCGGUGCCAAAGGGCAGCCUGGAGAGGUUUACGGAGCCAGACCUGGAGCUCCAGGACCAAACGGUUUACUCGGACAACCGGGAGACAAGGGCCAGCCAGGGACUCCCGGAUCACCCGGAUCCCCCGGCCGCGAUGGAGGCUUUGGCGUUCCUGGCUUGAAGGGAGAGAGUGGAAUUAAUGGCAUCCCUGGUUCUCCUGGCCCUCCUGGACCUCCAGGGGAAGUAUUCUCACCCACCCCGGGCCGUCCUGGCCCCCCCGGUAGGAGUGGACAGACUGGACCACCAGGCUUCCCUGGUCGCAAAGGAAUCCGAGGAGAGCCAGGUUUCCCAGGCCCUGCAGGAAUGAAAGGAACGCCAGGGCUCUCCGGUAUACCUGGAACACCAGGACCAAGGGGACCCCCUGGACCUCCUGGUCCAGGAACUAGAGAUGGAAAUCCAGGAAUACCAGGAAUAAAGGGUGAAAGAGGAUUUUCAGGACCAAUGGGUUUCCCUGGACUACCAGGACGUCCUGGAACUCCAGGAUUUCAGGGAAUAAAAGGUUUGCCUGGAGGGUCUGGGCGAGAUGGUUAUCCUGGAAGACCUGGCAGCCCUGGAUUGAAAGGUGAUAGAGGAGUGCCCGGUCCCCCUGGAUUACCUGCUUCUCCAUCUGUUGUGGCCCCUGGGGCAAAAGGCGACAGAGGAAAUCCUGGCUCUAGCGGCUAUACUGGCUUCCCUGGAAUCAGAGGUGACAAGGGUCUGCCAGGUCUUCCUGGUCGUCAGGGUGUGCCUGGACCUCCUGGUUUCCCAGAGCUGAGUAAAGGACAGCCUGGACAGCCAGGGUUUCCUGGGCAACCUGGACCCCCAGGCCCUGCUGGACAAAAGGGAGAAAUCGGAAUCAUGGGAUUUCCUGGCAUGAUGGGACCAAGAGGUGACGAUGGCACGCCUGGUAACCCGGGUUAUCCCGGAGAGCCUGGUCGACUUGGUGCCAAAGGUCAACCUGGAGAUUCUUAUGGUUAUCCUGGAAGACCAGGAGAAAGAGGCCGGCCAGGGGACUCAGGCAUCCCAGGUGGUCGAGGCAACGAUGGCGCCCCAGGCGACAACGGCUUCUCAGGGAGUCCGGGUUUUCCUGGAAGAAAAGGCGCAGUUGGUGAACCGGGACGACCCGGAUUAAUGGGUUCCCCUGGUUUCCCCGGAGAUAAGGGUCUGUCUGGACUGCCAGGAAUAAGAGGAUUGGAUGGAUUUACCGGUUCACCCGGGGGCCCUGGAGGUCCUGGAGCCAAAGGUUUGCCUGGAGCUCCUGGUUUGGAUGGACUUAAUGGCCUUGGUGUGAAUCUAGGAGGCCGCCCUGGCGCUCCUGGGAUUAGAGGGUCAAAGGGAGAGAGAGGGAUAUCCUACCCUGGAGCUCCAGGGUACGCAGGACCAAAGGGAGAGAGAGGAGAGCCAGGGGCCCUUGGACUCCCAGGGUUCCCGGGUCGAGCUGGACCACCUGGUCCAACCUCGGGUUCAGGUACUGUUGGACCUACUGGGGACCCCGGCCUACCGGGACUGGAUGGGGAAUACGGUUUCCAGGGACCUCCAGGUCCUGCUGGACCACCUGGUCCAGGCACGGCCCAGGGAGACCGUGGUGAUCCUGGACUCCCAGGUUUCCCAGGAUCACCGGGGGAAAAGGGAGAGCCCGGAUUUCCUUCGAGGCCUGGGCCCCCCGGAAGCCCCGGUUUCAAAGGAACGCAAGGUGACUCUGGCUUCAGUGGAGCUCCUGGUCCUAAAGGUUAUGCCGGUGAUCCAGGUUACCCUGGGAACCCAGGAAUAAGUGGUGCAACAGGGGCUGCUGGGCGGAAGGGUGCGCCCGGAAUCCAACUGCCAAGUGUUCCGGUGGACUUGACAGAAAUAGUGGGAGUCAAGGGUCCUGCUGGUGAUAGGGGAGACACCGGUUACUCCGGAGAGCCCGGUCAGCCCGGCCUACCUGGACGUCAAGGUCCAAAAGGACGUUCCGGCUCACCGGGGAAACUCGGAGGGGCUGGAUUUCCCGGUUCUCCUGGGCUUGUCGGUGAUCCCGGACCACCUGGUUUUCUUGGAGAAAAUGGAGAGCAAGGUCCCCCCGGCGGACCCGGCCGUCCGGGCCUUCCCGGCGGAGUGGGCCGCAGCUUCAGCAUCGGCUACACUCUGGUCAAGCACAGCCAGAACUCCCAGAUCCCCAUGUGUCCUCAGGGCAUGGCCACGCUCUGGGAGGGAUACAGCCUGCUGUACGUGGAGGGCCAGGAGAAGGCCCACAACCAAGACCUCGGCCAGCCGGGCUCGUGCCUCCCCAGAUUCAACACCAUCCCCUUCCUCUACUGCUCCCCCAACGAGGUGUGCUACUACGCCAGCCGCAACGACAAAUCCUACUGGCUGUCCACCACCGCCCCCAUACCCAUGAUGCCCGUGGCCGAGAACCAGAUCCAGCCGUACAUCAGCAGGUGCUCGGUGUGUGAGGCGCCAUCUCAGGCCGUGGCGGUCCACAGCCAGGACCUGACCAUCCCCAUGUGUCCCCCCGGCUGGAGGAGCCUCUGGAUAGGCUAUUCUUUCCUAAUGCACACGGCGGCCGGCGCGGAGGGGGGCGGCCAGUCCCUGGUGUCCCCCGGCUCCUGCCUGGAGGACUUCCGCGCGACCCCGUUCAUCGAGUGCAACGGGGCCAAAGGCACCUGCCACUACUUCGCCAACAAGUACAGCUUCUGGCUGACCACCGUCGACUCCCGGGAGCAGUUCUCCUUCCGGCCCGUUCAGGAGACCCUGAAGGGGGGCCAGGAGCGCUCGCGGGUCAGCCGCUGCCAGGUCUGCAGCAAGAUCUUGUAG